AUGGCGGCCGCACAUCUCGAUGUCAGGAUCGGACAGACCGUCGAGACCAAGGACGGUAAACAUGGCAUUGUGCGCUACUCUGGACCUCUAGAGAUCGCUCAGGGUUCGUGGCUCGGUCUUGAACUGCCAGAUCAGACCGGCAAGAAUGAUGGUACUGUCCAGGGCACCCGCUACUUUUCCUGUCCACAAGGGUACGGCAUCUUCAUCAGAAAGGAGACAGUGUCGCGCAUUGUCAAGCAGACGCCUUCGCCAACUCGGAGCAAUGGCGUGCUCACGAACGGCAGUGCCAUCAAGCCUCGACCCUCGACCUCUGGCAUCACGGCGGAGGCAGCAAGGAAGCGGCAGAGCAUGAUGAGUACAGGUUCAGCUACGGCGGCCUCGAGGCCAUCUAUGCGGUCUCCGACCAAGUCUCCUACCAAAGCUGUGUCCUCAGCUAGUUCCGCAACCUCGACACCGCGGACAGGUACUCCUGCUACCACCACGAGAACCUCCGACUCGAGCGCAAAGUCGCGGCUGAGCACGACUGGCCGCCCAUCGAUGGCGCCUCCUCCGGCGCCUAAGAAAGCAGUGACGAGUACAACCCGACAAUCCCUGGCUGGCUCAGGUGCUCGCACGACGACGCCAUCUACAACCUCCGUCAGGUCCUCUGUUACAUCACGCCAAUCUCUCGCAAGCACGAGGCAGUCGCUUCAGCCCAGGCCAACCAGUCUGCGUUCGCCUCCGCCUACGAGAUCGCCUCCGAUCGACGAGAGCUCGAGUCCGCAGUCUCCACCAAACGAUGAGGACGAAGCAGAUGAGGAAGCACUGCCUCCUCAUAGUAUUGACCAUGUGUUGCAGAGUCCGCCAGCGGACGCUGUCCCAGCAGUUCAGCCCGAUCCGGCGCCAUCAGAAACGUCACAUUCCCGAAAUACGUCGAUAUCAACAACAAGACCCAACGUAAAUGCAGAAGCAAGAGCGGCAGAGAAGAAAGAGCUGGAGCAAGUGAAAGCGAAAUUGCGGACAAUGGAGAAGAAGGUUGCUGAUAAUCGUGAGAAGUUACAAAAGUUUGACGCUCUUCAGGCCGACAAGGAUCGAUAUGAGACCAUCAUUCAGACCCUACAGAAGAAGCUCAAAGCAAACCAGCAGACCUUGUCAGAGCUCCGGACGUUGAAAGAGGAAGCCGAGCGGCAAGCGCAAGCUGCACCUGCCCCGAGUGGGGAGAUUGAGUCUGAACUCGAGUUGGCUAAUCUGAACCACGAGAUGGCGGAGGAAAAGGCUGCCCUUGCCCAGGCCGAACUUGAAGAGCUCAGGGAAAGGCACGAGGAGGCGGUGCUCGAGCUGGACAUCCUCCGGCAAGAGAAUCGUGAACUCGGCCUUACCAUGAGCCCGGAAGAGUUGUCGAGCGCAAAUUGGCCCAGAAAGAACGAGAGAUCGAGAGAAGAGCUGCAAUCCCAAUUGAACGAACUCCGCGAAACGCUUGAUGAGACGGAAAAGACUGCUUCGUUGUACGAGGAGACCGCUGCGCAACUGAAGCAGGUCCAGUCAACAAAUCAGCAUCUCAUGGAGCAACUGGAGGAUGCCGAGACAAAUGAUGAAGUUGUCGUGGCUCUCGAGAGUCAACGUGAGCAAAGCGCUGCUACGAUCGAAGAGCUCCGACAGCAAAUUCAGGCGUUCGAAGAACACAUCCAGGUGACCGAUGAGCUCGAAAAAUUUCACGUCGAGGAGGAACGACAGCUCCACUAUGAUCUCGACGACGCAGAAGCCCAACUCAGCGAAAAGCAGCGUCAAGUCGGUGAGCAGGAAAAGGUUAUCGAGGAACUCGAGUUCACUCUCAGCAGAUUCAAGGAGGUCGUCUCCGGGUUGCAGAGUGACAUCGAACAGCUUCGGCACUCUCGUGACCUCAACGAGUCUGAAGCGCAUGAAAUGAGCGUAAAGUCGAGAGCGAUGAUGGAUCUCAAUCUACAGCUCCAAAACAGUGCCGCGAAGACGCAGCUCAAGACUAUCGACUAUGAAAUGCGGGACAUGCAGGCGGAGCAGGCAAAGAGCCAUCUGGAAGUCGUGCAAUUGUUUGUGCCAGAGACAUUCGACCAGGAUCGCAACUCGGUCCUUGCUAUGCUGGCAUUCAAGCGUAUGAAGUCAAAAGCCACCUUGGUGAGAACAUUGCUUGCGGAACGAAUGCGGGAUCGACCACACCUCGCACCGGAUGAUCCGUACUCGAUAUUUGAGGUCAUUGAGAAGAUGGACAGAAUCAGCUGCUGCUGCGAUCGAUUCCUGCAAUUCAUCGAUACGUGUUCGGUAGAGCAAUUUCAGCAAAUGAGCGGUGCCUUGUACGAGAUCGAACCUGUCGAAAGGUCCUUGAAUGUAUGGGUCGAGGCUCUGCGUCGCGAUGAGCUUGGUGUGGAAAGCCCAGAGAUCAUUCAGCGCAUGAUUGGCAUUAUGCUUGACAUGGCUGACAAGCUGAUCGUCAACUCAAAUGAAAGCAAAGCUACUGAGCUCGUCGAGCAAGCCACGAUGACGGACCGUUACGUCGAUGUUGUCGCUCUUGAACUAACAGCGUUGGUCAAGUUCGUCCUUCAGCGACUUGGCGAGCCCAAAGAGGACGAUGAAGAGGCGAUAGCUUCCACAAACGUCUCGAUGGCCUGGCUACCAAAUCGCGUACGAUCAAGCGAAACAUCUUGGGUCUUCUUCGAGGACACCAUGCAGUCAGCUGAACAAUUGUCUCAGCUAGUACGCACUAUCGGACGCGCAGUAAUCUCUGAAUUCAGCCGAGCCGACCACGACGCAGUGCCAACGUAUACGAGUGUCACAAAUUUGAUGCUCUCGGCAGCGCAGAACGCAACCAGCGACGCGACUCAUGACUCCAUCUAUGCCCUCCUGACCACUCAGCUCACGUCUCUCGCGGCCAAAGUUGACGAUCUCUCCAACAAAACAGCCGACCUCCCCUCUGCCGUUGAGUUCGAAGCCUCCCGAACAUCGCCUUGGGCGGCACGUGCGAAGCAGCUGAAGCAACAGAAGCUCGUGAGCCAGGACACUGCCGAAGAGCUCGCGCGACUCAAGCAACGCAGCGACACCCAGCUGCGCGAUCUGGCCGAGAAGAACAAAGAAGCCGAAGAGCUGAGGAUACGAGUCGAGCUACUUGAGUCCAGACAGCGCGAGGCCAAGGCUAAGGAUGGGGAAGUCGCCACUCUCCGGUCCGAGAUGGAGCGCGUGAUGACGGAGAAGGCUGCCCUAGAGCAACAGGUCGAUUCGACGCGCAUGGAAUUGCAAACCGUCAAAGACCGACAGGCGAAAGAAAGAGAAGAGCUCGAGGCGCUCAAAGCUGCGUCACUACUUGCAGAAGGGGGCAACACCGCCGCCGGUGCUGCUACGCAACUUGCGAGCAUGGACAUGGAAGGUGGUGGAGGUGCCUGGCGCGUCGAAGCCGAUAUGCUUAAGACGGAGGUGCUCAGUUUACAAGCCGCGGUGCGCUAUCUCAGGGCAGAGAAUCACAGUCUGAGGGUGCCAGUCAGCCAAGUCGCGCUGGCGGCAGAGAACAAUGCUUGGCUGGUGGGUCAUCCCCGGGAUGCAAUCAAGGCGACAGCCGAAAGGCAACAGAGGAAGAUGCCGACACAACAAGCUAAGGCGCAGCGCGAUGCGAAGCAUGUGCUGGAAGGCCUGAUCGAUCUCUCGGGUAACAUGAGGGGCGUGCGACUGAAAGUGCGGAGUCCAGAUCAAGGCGAUGGUAGGCGUUAUGGGAGCAAUCGUAAUAGCUGUCAGCUACUCGUCGCUCAACAGCGGGAAGUGCUGGAGAGGUGGAUGGCGGAUGUGGCAGACGUGAAACACCGGGCACGGCUGGAGCUGAGCGGUGCUGCUGUACGGCUGCGAGGAAUAUCAAGGCGGGAAGUGAAGACUGCAUAUGCGCUGCCGCCGCUGCCGGAAGGAAAGUCUGGUGCUGGCGUUGGGGACGAGCCAUUGGGGAAGAAGGUCAGGAUCGUUGGUGUCGACGGAUAA
Messenger RNA from Cyphellophora attinorum, 3969 nucleotides. RefSeq lists its product as uncharacterized. The coding region runs from base 1 to 3969 and encodes 1322 amino acids. The transcript is spliced from 4 exons. Gene Ontology annotation, cellular component: spindle pole body; cell tip; spindle. The record is from RefSeq and is a predicted model, not a curated record. Lineage: Eukaryota; Fungi; Ascomycota; Eurotiomycetes; Chaetothyriales; Cyphellophoraceae. Gene Ontology annotation, biological process: establishment of mitotic spindle orientation; nuclear migration involved in conjugation with cellular fusion.